UGAGUGAGUGAGUGAGUGAGUGAGUGAGUGAGUGAGUGAGUGAGUGAGUGAGUGAGUGAGUGAGUGAGUGAGUGAGUGAGUGAGUGAGACAGAGAGUGAGAGUGUUAGCGAAUGGGCUCUGUACAAGAACACCUGUAUCGAAGUGCCCUCGAUGCCCUUCUCCACCAUCCCCACGCGGUGCGCAGGGGACGUGCACGGCCAGUACUACGACCUGCUCCGCGUCCUGGAGGUGGUGGGCACGCCGCCGCUGCAGCGCUUCCUCUUCCUCGGGGACUACGUCGACCGCGGCCCGCAGAGCACGGAGGUGAUCGUGUUGCUGCUUGCACUGAGAGUGCGCUACCCAGACAGCGUGGCGCUGCUGCGCGGGAACCACGAGAGCGCGCUCCUCAACAAGAACUACGGCUUCUACAAGGAGCUCGGUCGGCGUGGCUACUCGCCGUCGCUGCCGAAGCGCUUCGCGGACUGCUUCAACUGCAUGCCGCUGGCGGCCGUGGUGGGCGGGCGCAUCUUCUGCUGCCACGGCGGCCUGUCGCCCGACCUGCGCAGCCUGGAGCAGAUCAACCACCUGGUCAGGCCGGCGGACGUGCCGCGCGACGGGCUCUUCUGCGACCUGCUCUGGGCCGACCCGGAGUACGUGAUUGGCUGGCAGCCGAACAUCUCCCGGGGCUGCUCCUAUGUGUUCGGGCCGGAGAUAGUGGAAGAGUUCUUGCGGACGCACGGUCUGGACCUCAUCUGCCGGGCGCACCAGGUGGUCGCGGACGGCUACGAGUUCUUCGCCCGGCGCGGCCUCGUCACCAUAUUCUCGGCGCCCAACUACUCGCGCCACUGGUGCUGCAACGCCGGCGUGGUGAUGCACGUCGACGUCGACCUCACCUGCUCCUUCGUCGCGUUUAAGGCAAAUGAGCACGCAGGCUAACGCUUCUUCC
This is a messenger RNA of Frankliniella occidentalis (western flower thrips), 926 nucleotides long. Its product is annotated as serine/threonine-protein phosphatase PP1-gamma catalytic subunit B-like. Lineage: Eukaryota; Metazoa; Arthropoda; Insecta; Thysanoptera; Thripidae. Gene Ontology annotation, molecular function: protein serine/threonine phosphatase activity. Gene Ontology annotation, cellular component: cytoplasm; nucleus. The transcript is spliced from 5 exons. The record is from RefSeq and is a predicted model, not a curated record. The coding region runs from base 152 to 916 and encodes 254 amino acids.